Molecule: messenger RNA, 972 nt
Organism: Aedes albopictus (Asian tiger mosquito)
Lineage: Eukaryota; Metazoa; Arthropoda; Insecta; Diptera; Culicidae
Exons: 5
Coding region: 1-972 (323 amino acids)
Source: RefSeq, a predicted model, not a curated record
AUGUGGAGAAGCCUACAUUCAAGACCUCUACGCCUCUACCACCAAAUCCUGUACCAGAAUCGGCAGAUGGCGGAACAAAACACUCAGAUGAUGCAGAUAAUGGAACGUUUCGGUAUUCAAGAAAACGUUUCCCAUCGGCCCACGGACAGUCCGGAAUUCAUCAUCGAAUCCCUGGCUUCCUACAUCCGGGAGUUCGUGUACGACCCGGAGAAUGGUUUCGUUUUUGGCCGUUGGCACAGGAACCACCUUCGUGACUACACAUUCGAGGAUACGGUGAAGAAACUGAAGGAACUUUUCGGUAGGCGGAUCUCGUUGUUCAGCAAGCGCUACCUGUGUUUCCAGUUGACCAAGAACGACGCCGACGAUUUCCUGACGUACGCUGGAACGGUCAAUAGGACGCCGUCAUCCGGACGGAGACUGCUUACCAAGCUCGAGGGAAAUGCGGAAGGCGAAUGCACUCUGAAAUCGCUCAUCACUGAGUGCCAACGCCUCCAAAACCGCAAACACGACACUGCCUUGGUGGAGCAGAAGAAAUCGUGUGGCGGAGUGAACUACGUCCGCGACUGCAGCUACAUGAAGCACGUUUGUCGGGACUGCAAGCAAACCGGCCACAAAGAGGGGUACUAUAGCUGCUACUCAUCCAAGGCUGCAGGUAAGAAGAAGACGAACGUGAACGGUGUUUUCAGCAUCAACCAGAAAGAUGGCUCCUCUAACCGAAAGUUCCUGACAGUGGACAUCGACGGAUCGAAAGCCACCCUGCAGUUGGACACUGCGUCAGACAUGACGGUCAUCUCGAAGAAGCACUCAAUCAACCUGUUCGGUCUGGACUGGAUCGAGCUAUUCGGUCUAUGGGACACCCCGUUAUCAACGAUUUGCAACCAGGUCCACGUUCCUGCUCCAACCGAUCAGAUUCAACGGUACAAAGCAGCGUCGUUUCCUGAUGUGUUCAAGCCCGACCUCGGACACUGCUAG